Messenger RNA from Penicillium coprophilum, 1599 nucleotides. Its product is annotated as arylsulfotransferase family protein. NCBI's taxonomy places the organism in Eukaryota, Fungi, Ascomycota, Eurotiomycetes, Eurotiales, Aspergillaceae. The coding region runs from base 1 to 1599 and encodes 532 amino acids. The transcript has 3 exons. The record is from RefSeq and is a predicted model, not a curated record.
AUGAAGCUCCUUGAAGCCAUCGCCUGCACCGCAGCGCUGUUGCCACUCGCUGCGGCGGACUGGCAAUUCAAAUCUCGAACCGACCUGGCCCCGCCUCGUCUGAACAUCACCAUCCCGGCCACAAAGGAUGUCGAGAAGGGUUACCUCUUCAUCGCGCCUUUCCCUGGUCAAUGGGCUGAACCACAGUUCCACGGUCCGCGCCAGGAAGCUCCGUACAUCGUUCGCGAUGACGGUGAGCUUGUCUGGUCGGGCUAUACCUACUUCUCUAUCUGGGCCACCAACUUCCAGAAGGCCAGAUGGAAUGGCGAGGAUGUCCUGUUCAGCUUCGAGGGUGAUCAUAACCCGGCCUAUGGACAUGGUCAUGGUCAUGCUACCAUUCUGAAUCAGAACUAUGAGACUAUUCGGGAGCUCCGCGCUGGUAACCAUAAGCUUAUGGAUAAGCAUGAGUUCCAUGUCAUCGAUGAAAAGACUGCGUUGCUUCAGGUCUAUCAGCCUGUGCCAAAGGAUCUGUCUCUCUGGGGUGCUAGCCCUGAGCAGCAGUGGAUCGUUGACGCCAUUUUCCAGGAGUUGGAUAUUCAGACUGGGGAGCUGCUAUUUGAAUGGUCUAGUCUCGAGCAUGUCUCUCCCGAUGAGGCUGUCCUCCCCCUUAACCCUGGUCAAGCAGGUGGAGGCUACAACUCAUCCGACGCAUGGGACUACUUCCACAUCAACUCUGUGGACAAGGAUGCCGAAGGCAACUACCUAAUUUCCGCACGGGAUGCUUGUGCAGUCCACAAGAUUAACGGUACCACCGGUGAGAUCAUCUGGCGGCUGGGUGGUCUACGCUCGGACUUUAAGCUUGGUCCCAACGUCAAGUUCUGCUUCCAGCAUCACGCACGUUUCGUCGAACAGGGUGAUGAUGAAGAAAUCAUCUCUCUUUUCGACAACUCCGCUCAUGGAACAGAGAAUCACCGAGGCAAAGAGGUCCACACCCAUCCCUUCUCUCAGGGCAAGAUCAUUUCCGUCAACACUGCCACCUGGACUGCAGAGAUUGUGCAAGCCUUCCAACCUCCCGAUGGACUCCUCUCCAAGUCCCAAGGCAGCACCCAGCUCCUUCCUAAUGGCAAUGCCCUAGUAAACUGGGGGUCUGAGGGAGCUGUCACUGAGUUCCGGGCCGACGGUGCUCCGAUCUUCCACGCUUACAUGGACUCGGGACUGCUGGGCGAAGGUGUCCAGAACUAUCGGGCCUUCCGGUACAACUGGACUGGUCUGCCCACAGAAGAACCCGCUAUUGUGGCCGAGAAGACCUCCUCAGGUACCCAAGUCUUUGUGUCGUGGAACGGUGAUACCGAGACGGCAGUUUGGCGAUUCUAUGCCGUCACGGAUCGAUCUGGGUCCCGGGAAUUCUUGGGCGAGGCUACGCGGAAUGGGUUCGAAACGUCUUUCUUGCUACCUGGUCACUCUUAUCAACGCCUGGCGGCUGAGGCUGUCACUGCUCGUGGUCGUGUCUUGACUACCACUCGGGUUGCUCAUAUUCAGGAUGCGAUUGUCCCUCCUGGUUCUGUGAUUGCGGGAUCUGAAGACCGUAGCUUUUGGAGACAGUUGAUCUUGCAGGCAUAG